CUUGCGUUUCUCUCAAUCGCCAUUCGGUCCUUCCCUCGAACUCUGCCUGCUCUUCCUCCGACCGCCUCCCGUUCCCACGUCUGUUCCGCCUCCGCUGCAAGUCUUUGUUGGAUGGAAUAAGGGAAGGCGACUAGCUUGCUGGCAUUAAGGAGCCCGACCUGAUCCUCUCCUCUCCCAAUCCAUUCGGCGUAUCUUCCGCCUACUCUUUGCUUUCCUGUUCAAACGCUGGCGGGGCCGUCUGUUGGUCCUGCGGGCUCCCCAUUCUGAAGGCAUGAGCGGAAUCACGAACGCCUGUCUGUCCUGCUUCUCGACAGUUGACCGAUGGUGCCAUAUCUCAGCUUGUCUCGGCCCGAUCGGAGGCCGCUCAAGGGAUGGCAUUUAUGAAACCACUUUGGCAGACAACGAGCGCGAAGCAGUUUCCGAUCUUCUGGGUUACCUUGAAAACAGGACCGAGACCGACUUCUUCGCCGGUGAACCCCUUCGGGCUUUGAGUACCCUCGUCUAUUCCGAUAACGUCGAUCUCCAACGGAGCGCCAGUCUGACAUUCGCUGAAAUCACGGAGAGAGAUGUGCGCGAGGUCGAUCGAGACACGUUGGAGCCCAUCCUCUUCUUGUUGCAGAGUUCGGACAUUGAAGUUCAACGUGCUGCCAGUGCAGCUCUAGGCAACUUGGCUGUAAAUGCGGACAAUAAGGUGCUGAUCGUCGCUCUGGGAGGACUGGCUCCUCUAAUACGGCAGAUGAUGUCACCAAAUGUGGAAGUGCAAUGCAAUGCAGUCGGUUGCAUUACAAACUUGGCUACCCAUGAGGAUAAUAAGGCCAAGAUCGCUCGAUCCGGUGCCUUGGGCCCGUUGAUCCGUCUAGCGAAGUCGAAGGACAUGCGUGUACAACGAAAUGCCACGGGGGCGUUGCUGAAUAUGACACACUCGGGUAGGUUGCGAGGAUCCCAAGACGGAGUGGCUCUGCUAACAUUGCGAUCCAUAGAUGAUAACCGACAACAACUUGUCAACGCCGGCGCUAUCCCCGUCCUUGUCCAAUUGCUCUCCUCUCCCGAUGUGGAUGUACAAUACUACUGCACUACCGCCCUCAGUAACAUCGCUGUCGACUCGUCGAAUCGCAAGCGCCUGGCUCAAACUGAGUCCAGACUGGUUCAAUCACUGGUGCACCUGAUGGAUUCGUCAACACCCAAGGUCCAAUGCCAAGCGGCGUUGGCACUGCGCAACCUUGCCUCGGACGAGAAAUACCAGCUCGAAAUUGUUCGAGCCAAGGGUCUUCCGCCCCUAUUGCGACUGCUGCAGUCAUCCUACCUUCCUCUCAUCCUUUCCGCCGUCGCGUGUAUCCGCAACAUCUCCAUCCAUCCCCUGAACGAAUCGCCUAUCAUCGAUGCGGGCUUCCUCAAGCCCCUGGUGGACCUGCUGGGAUCGACCGAUAAUGAGGAAAUUCAGUGCCACGCUAUCUCGACCCUCCGGAACCUUGCCGCAAGCUCGGAUCGAAACAAGGAGCUGGUCCUGCAGGCCGGCGCUGUUCAGAAGUGCAAGGACCUCGUCCUCCGUGUGCCCCUCAGCGUUCAGUCGGAAAUGACUGCUGCGAUCGCGGUUCUGGCUCUGAGCGACGAGUUAAAACCGCAUCUCCUUAACCUGGGGGUGUUUGACGUUCUGAUUCCUUUGACUGAAUCGGAAAGUAUUGAAGUGCAAGGGAACAGCGCUGCGGCGCUGGGGAAUCUUUCCUCUAAAGUGGGUGACUACUCCAUUUUUGUGCGUGAUUGGGCAGAUCCGAACGGAGGUAUUCACGGAUACCUCAACCGCUUCCUCGCCAGUGGCGACCCGACAUUCCAGCAUAUCGCCAUCUGGACUCUGCUUCAACUUCUGGAAUCCGAGGAUCAAAGACUCAUCGGAUAUAUCGCCAAGUCCGACGAUAUCGUUCAGAUGGUCAAGUCCAUCUCCGACAAGAAUAUCGAAUCGGACGAGGAGGAUGCUGAAGACGGGGAAGGCGAGGUCAUUGCGCUGGCUCGGCGAUGCCUCGAAUUCCUUGGGAACGGUCACAAGCUUGUAGAAGCCUAAACAAUUCCUCCCUUGACCUUGACCCUCACCUCAUCUAACGACCUGUGUAUGGCUUUGGACCAACCCCUUUCACUUCCCUAUUUAUCUUCGACCGACUUCUUUUCUUCUCUAUCUGUGUUCCCACUGCCGUUCUUAUCUAUAAGUUGAGCCGCCUUGUGUUCCAAUGUGUUGACCCAUUGAUGUCUAGCUGUCCAAGGUGUUAAGCGGGCAUGUGCUUCGGUGUCUCUUUUGAUUCGUGUCAGCGAGCAUUCGGUGUGCUUGAGAUCGUUGUCCGUUUGUUGUCUAUAGUCACUUCUCCGAGGGAGAACUGACGCUGUGCCGACUUUUAAUUGUGUCUGCGCAUAAUACUGUAUUCACCGUUAGAGGAUUUCGAGUCUAUACUUGCAAUACAUUGAUACCAUGAUUAUAAUA
Messenger RNA from Aspergillus neoniger CBS 115656, 2467 nucleotides. RefSeq names its product protein anchor VAC8 (gene vac8). Gene Ontology annotation, cellular component: fungal-type vacuole membrane. Gene Ontology annotation, molecular function: protein binding; protein-membrane adaptor activity. Bases 272 to 2056 code for a protein of 594 amino acids. Gene Ontology annotation, biological process: vacuole inheritance; nucleus-vacuole junction assembly. The transcript is spliced from 5 exons. Lineage: Eukaryota; Fungi; Ascomycota; Eurotiomycetes; Eurotiales; Aspergillaceae. The record is from RefSeq and is a predicted model, not a curated record.